Messenger RNA from Laccaria bicolor S238N-H82, 557 nucleotides. RefSeq names its product 60S ribosomal protein L23. Gene Ontology annotation, biological process: translation. NCBI's taxonomy places the organism in Eukaryota, Fungi, Basidiomycota, Agaricomycetes, Agaricales, Hydnangiaceae. Gene Ontology annotation, cellular component: ribosome; cytosolic large ribosomal subunit. Bases 14 to 436 code for a protein of 140 amino acids. The record is from RefSeq and is a predicted model, not a curated record. The transcript has 5 exons. Gene Ontology annotation, molecular function: large ribosomal subunit rRNA binding; structural constituent of ribosome.
CUAUCUCUAAAAAAUGGCUGCAGCACGCGGUGGAGGUGCCUCUGGAACCAAAUUUCGCAUGACCCUCGGUCUCCCCGUCGGCGCCGUGCUCAAUUGCGCAGACAACAGCGGCGCAAAGUCGCUCUUCAUUAUCGAGCCUUUCGGGUUUGGAGCGCAUCUUAACAGGUUGCCUGAUGCGGGUGUGGGUGACAUGGUUGUGGCGUCAGUGAAGAAGGGAAAGCCAGAGUUGAGGAAGAAGACUAUGCCCGCUGUUGUUGUGCGUCAACGCAAAGCUUGGAGGAGGAAAGAUGGUGUCUUCCUCUACUUUGAGGAUAACGCCGGUGUUAUUGUCAACCCCAAGGGUGAAAUGAAGGGAUCUGCUAUCACUGGCCCCGUAGCAAAAGAAUGCGCUGAUCUCUGGCCACGUAUCGCAUCCAACGCUGGCACAGUCGUAUGAGUGGAGUUGUUUACGCGCUUUCUCUUUUUUUUUCCAUCUCAUCAACCAUAUGUUCAAUACCUCAUGAUAUGAAUUGAUAUGGCAAACGAAUCACUUAGGUCAAUCUAAGUGUCGAUUUCCA